AUGGCCCUGCGCCUCCUCCUGCCGCUGCUCCUGCUGGCUGCUACCCUCCUCAUCUCCCAGGCUCAAGGCAUUGGCAGCUCGGCCUCGGACUGCUGCUUGAAGUACAGCCAGAAAACCAUCCCCAGCAAUGUGGUGAAGUCCUACACCCUCCAGGGACCCGCGUCAGGAUGUUUGCUGCAUGCUGUUGUCUUCACCACCAGAAGGAACAAGAAAAUCUGUGCCUCUCCCACCGACGCUGCUGUCCAGAAGCUGAUGCAGAACCUGGAGAAGAAGGACAAGAAGGGAAAGUCCCAGCGUCCCAGGCACAGAUCCAAGCGGCAGAAGCGGCAGUAG
Messenger RNA from Leptosomus discolor (cuckoo roller), 333 nucleotides. Its product is annotated as C-C motif chemokine 21. NCBI's taxonomy places the organism in Eukaryota, Metazoa, Chordata, Aves, Leptosomiformes, Leptosomidae. Gene Ontology annotation, cellular component: extracellular region. The record is from RefSeq and is a predicted model, not a curated record. Gene Ontology annotation, molecular function: chemokine activity. Gene Ontology annotation, biological process: immune response.